Molecule: messenger RNA, 2298 nt
Organism: Psilocybe cubensis
Lineage: Eukaryota; Fungi; Basidiomycota; Agaricomycetes; Agaricales; Agrocybaceae
Exons: 10
Coding region: 1-2298 (765 amino acids)
Biological process (GO): protein ubiquitination; SCF-dependent proteasomal ubiquitin-dependent protein catabolic process
Cellular component (GO): SCF ubiquitin ligase complex
Molecular function (GO): ubiquitin protein ligase binding
Source: RefSeq, a predicted model, not a curated record
AUGUCAACCCCCAAUGCCCCCUUCCCAAUGCCCCCUCCUUCUGCAGACCUCGCAACAACAUGGGCAUACCUGGAGGAAGGUGUCGAUCACAUCAUGACCAAGCUGCAAACGGGGGUCUCGUACUCUAAGUACAUGUCCUUGUAUACCGUAGCCUACAACUAUUGCACUUCCUCAAAGAUGCAUGGGACAGCAUCAGAAGCAAUCGGGAUGGGUGGACGAUCUGGAGCCAAUUUGAUGGGCUCCGAUUUAUACAAUAAUCUCAUUCGAUACUUUGUGACGCAUCUGAAAGGUCUCAGAGAGGAAACCGAAUCCCUGCAAGAUGAAGCUCUCUUACGAUAUUACGCUGCAGAGUGGUCGCGAUAUACCACUGGAGCGAAUUAUAUCAAUCGUCUUUUUACGUAUCUCAACCGACAUUGGGUUAAGAGAGAACGCGAUGAAGGACGAAAAGGUGUCUAUCCGGUUUAUACGCUCGCUCUUGUUCAAUGGAAGAAUAAUCUCUUCAUUCCAAUUCAGCAGAAAAAGACCAAGUUGGCGAGUGCCCUUCUUCGACUUAUCGAAGAUCAGCGAAACGGGAACGUGAUUGAUCAAGGUCUCGUGAAGAAAGUCGUGGACUCCUUCGUGUCAUUGGGUCUUGAUGAUACCGACACAAACAAGGCCUGUCUCGACAUUUAUAAGGAGCAUUUCGAGCUUCCUUUCAUUGACACUACGGAGAAAUACUACAAACAGGAGUCGGAAUCAUUCUUGGCGGCUAACACAAUCUCCGAUUACUUAAAGAAGGCCGAGGAGCGUCUACGUGAAGAAGAGGACCGUGUAGAAUUCUAUCUGCACACCCAGACAAGAAAGCCACUCAUUAGCAGAUGCGAACACGUACUCAUCCGAGAACACUCGGAGUUGAUGUGGGAAAGUUUCCAAUCACUCCUCGAUUUCGACAAGGAUGAGGAUUUGCAGCGGAUGUACGCCCUUCUUUCGCGGAUACCAGAGGGUUUGGAACCCUUGCGAAAGAAAUUCGAGGAACAUGUAAAAAAAGCUGGUUUAGCGGCAGUUUCAAAAUUAGUGGGCGAAUCAGAAUCAAAUACAGAUGCACUAGACCCGAAGGCAUAUGUCGAUGCUCUGUUGGAGGUACAUCAGAAGAAUUCUGAAACCGUGACGAGAAGUUUCCGUGGGGAGGCUGGGUUUGUUGCCAGUUUAGAUAAAGCCUGUCGCGAGUUCGUGAACAGAAACGCUGCAACUGGACAAUCAAAUUCGAAAUCUCCGGAAUUGCUCGCCAAACAUGCCGAUCUUCUUCUACGCAAGAACAAUAAAUUGGCGGAGGAGGAUGACUUGGAAGUCGCCUUAAAUCGUGUGAUGGUUCUUUUCAAAUACAUAGAAGACAAGGACGUAUUCCAGACCUUCUAUACCACUAAAUUGUCAAAACGUCUUAUUCAUGGCGUGUCGGCUUCGGAUGAAAGUGAGGCCAGCAUGAUAUCCAAAUUGAAAGAAGCUUGUGGUUUCGAGUACACCAACAAACUGCAGCGCAUGUUCACAGACAUGAGCCUGAGCAAGGAUCUCACCGACUCAUUCAAGAGUAGGAUGGAACAGAAUCAUGACGAUAUGGAUAUCAGCUUCAGUAUCAUGGUUCUUGGCACAAAUUUCUGGCCUUUGAAUCCACCUAGCCACGAAUUCGUGAUACCUGCUGAAAUUUUGCCGACCUAUGAUCGAUUCCAGAAAUAUUAUCAAAUGAAACACUCCGGUCGCAAACUUACAUGGCUCUGGAAUUACUCAAAAAACGAGCUGCGGACGAAUUAUCUGAACCAGAAAUACAUUCUAAUGACCAGUUCGUUCCAGAUGGCUGUUCUCCUCCAAUAUAACAACAACGAUACUCUCUCUCUCGGCGAGCUUGUCGCUGCAACCUCGAUUACAAAAGAAUUAUUGUCACAGGUUCUAGCGCUAUUAGUCAAAGCUAAAAUCUUGAUCAACGAAGAGACAGAUCAAUACGAUCUCAACCCCAAUUUCAAAUCAAAGAAGAUUCGCGUCAAUUUGAAUCAACCUAUCAAGGCAGAGACGAAGGCAGAAUCAACUGAUGUCUUAAAGACGGUUGACGAAGAUCGAAAAUACGUCAUCCAAGCCACUAUUGUUCGCAUCAUGAAGGCGCGAAAGACGAUGAAAAACCAGCCGCUAAUCCAGGAAGUUAUUUCUCAGAUUACACAAAGAUUCGCGCCCAAAAUCCCAGAUAUCAAGAAGGCAAUCGACACUCUGCUGGAGAAAGAAUACAUCGAACGAGUUGAAGGCACAAGAGACACUUUUGCCUAUGUCGCGUAA